Hemiscyllium ocellatum (epaulette shark) is the source of this 3584-nucleotide messenger RNA. RefSeq names its product motile sperm domain containing 1 (gene mospd1). The coding region runs from base 514 to 1161 and encodes 215 amino acids. NCBI's taxonomy places the organism in Eukaryota, Metazoa, Chordata, Chondrichthyes, Orectolobiformes, Hemiscylliidae. The record is from RefSeq and is a predicted model, not a curated record. Gene Ontology annotation, cellular component: cytoplasm. The transcript has 6 exons.
UUGGGGCCCGGGGCCCGGGGCCCGGGGCGGGAUACAGGCCUUAGCCAAAACACCGGCAACUAGAACGGGGAGAUACAAGAGGAGGCCCGAGAUUCAGGGACAGACAGGCAACAGAGAGAGAAAUCCAGGCCUUAGGGUAACUACCCCUGACCCCCCGACAGUGCGGCACUCCCUCGGCACUGACCCUCCGACAGUGCGGCGCCCCCUCAGCACUGACCCUCCGACAGUGCCCGCUCCCUCAGCACUGACCCUCCAACAGUGCGGCGCUCCCUCAGCACUGUCCCCAGCACAUAACUCUUCUCCUCACUCCCCCAACACACACGCACGCUUUCACUCUCUCACUCUCCCACACACACACAGUGUGGCGCUCCUUUUUGGUGUGUGUAUAUAUACAGUCCUGCGUAUUGAUACUCAAAGUAACAUAAGACCUGACACAAUGUUCAGAGGACUGUAAAACAAGAAAAGUGUCCCAAAAGAGUUUGUGAGCAAGAACAUCCAAAGUAUUCAGUGCCAAUGCAGCAACACAGGCGACAGCCAGAACUAGUGGAAGGAAAUCUUCCUGUCUUUGUAUUUCCAACAGAAUUGAUAUUUUAUGCAGAUGAUCAGUCAACACACAAACAAGUGUUGACUCUUUACAACCCGUACGAGUUUGCCUUAAAAUUCAAAGUUUUGUGCACAGCCCCAAACAAAUAUGUUGUUGUUGAUGCUGCAGGUGCGGUGAAGCCUCAGUGCUGUGUCGACAUCGUCAUUCGCCAUCGAGAUGUGCGACCAUGCCACUAUGGAAUCAUAGACAAGUUUCGGCUGCAAGUGUCUGAACAAAGCCAGCGGAAAGCACUGGGUAAAAAAGAGGUGAUUUCUGUUCUCCUCCCGUCAACAAAGGAGCAACAACAGAAGGAGGAGGAGGACAAACACAUCAAAGAACAUCUUGCAGAAGCUGUGUUUUUUGAACAGACCUCAUUCCAGCAGGAAUCCAGAACUGCCUCUUCGGGACCGAGUUUACUUACAGUCUUCCUGGGAAUCAUCUGUAUCAUAGCAUUAAUGUUACCAACACUUGGGGAAGCAGAAUCUCUGGUGCCUGUUUACCUCCACUUAAGUGUCAAUCAGAAAUUAGUCGCUGCUUAUGUUUUAGGCCUUGUGACCAUGGUUAUCCUUCGAACAUGAAAAGGAGUAGUGAAGGAGAUCCAGCAUGGACUGAUCCAUUUGUUAAUCCGGGGCACAGGCUGCUUUCCCAAUGGAGUCACAUUACAUUUUUCAGAACAUGAAGGUCUCCAGCAGGAGCACUUGUUGCAACCAGCAUGGAUUUAUCUGAACUUUGUGUAUUUUAAUGUUUAUCCAAGACCUUGAGCUGUAAAAUUGCAAUCACAUUGUCGCAAAACACCACAUCAAUAAGCUUUGUUUUAAUUGCUCUGAAAAUGUUUAGAUAAAUGGUUUCAUGUGUGUAACUUUUAUUAAAUAGACGUUUGUUAUUUUUUAAUUCAUGUCCAGCUUUGCUUAGCAAUCAUGUCAUUCUGUCCCAGGUGAUGUCCUGAGGAAAAUCCAGUGAGUACUCACAAGUUGUGGAGUUUUGCCAGGGAUUGGCUGUACCUUAUGAAAUGUAUUCAUGUCACUGACUUAAGAACAUGCACUUCAACAGAGCAAAAGCAGUUUCUACUCCAGUAACAAAGGGUACACAUCUAAAACUUUAACCUGUUUUUUCCUCUCUACAGGUUCUAGUGCAUCAGCUUUGUAAUUCUAGAACUUUUGUGUUUAUUUCAACAAGUGCACUUGUCAAACUUCAGUUAGGAUGCUGAUCACAUUUUCAGUUUAAUCCAAUGUGCCAGUUUUGGCUCUGUGGAAACAACUAUCUUGUCAAGGGUCAUGGAUUCAAGCCACAUUUCAGAGGGUUGAGCACAUAAUCCAAGGUGACCUUCCCAAUGCAGAAGUGAGGGAAUGUUGCACUGUCAGAAUCAGUAUUGAGGGAGUGGUGCACUGUCAGAGGGUUAGUGCUGAGAGCACUCAGCCCACAGGAUGUCUUUCAUUCAGAAUGUUAAAUUGCCUCUGGUGGGGUACAAAUUGUGUGAGAGUUUUUCAAAUAGAGCAGGGGGGGUUCAUCCCAAUGUCCAAGUUAUUAUUUCUUGAAUCAAUCGAACCAAAAGUAAAUAUCUGGUCAUUUAUUACACAUUUUGCAGGAUUUUGAGGCAAAUAGUCAUUGGCUGCCAUGAUUCCUACAUUACACCCAUGAUAGCACUUCAACAUUACUUCAUUAGUCAUAAAGCGCUUUGUGAUGUUUCUUUUUGGAAGCACUCAGUCUACAUUGAAUGACUAAUAGAUUAACACAGUAGUGAAUGGACCCUCACCACUCAAGUGGAAGAAGUGGACUUUAAAGAGAACAUUAAUUUUCCUUCUGGUCUGUUGCAAUAGUUCCACAGUAUCUAACUGAUUAGGUUUAAUGUACAUUUGGUUUUUGAAAGUCAGUACUAUGUAUAAAAUUAGUACGAUAUACUGUACCUGCUAACAGAUGUAAAGGAAUCCAUUCUGAAAGGCUUGAUUGCCAACAUGCCAGCUUCGGUGAUUGUCUUUGAAGGUUCUGAAUUAUUGCAUGAGGUGCCUUCCAAGUUGGUAAAGCUCAGUUAAUAAUCUGGAUCAAACCUCAGAUUGCUGGAGGGGUCAUCCAUCUCGCACUUGUUCCGGGAUUAUACAGAAAUAUCCAUGAACGGCAUUCAUAUUGACUAAUGCUACCUGAAGAGGAUACAAAGUGGGAUCUGGUGUCCUCUUUUUCCACACUGAAUAACUCCAGAUUUAACAGCUGGGCUUUGGUUCCACUCAGCUACAGAAAUCAGCUGGCAUUAAUUCCAGAGUCUAUAAAGAAAGAGCUGAAAUGAAGGGAUAAUUGGAUUUUAGACAAGGAACUGUGAUACCUUCCACAGUCAAAUAGCAUUUCAGUUUCAAUGUCUGAACAUUCGGUGUUUAGCUACUAGUUUGCAAUGCGUGGAGACUGGUUAAUGCUUCCAGUCAGAUAAUACUGUAAUGAUCAGUUUUUCAAAUAAAACAAAAUAAAAAGGGGUAAUAAAUGAAAUUGGCAGUUUAUAACUUAUUAGGCAGUGGGCUAAGGGCAAGCAAUGAACAGCCCAUCCUGCAGGAGCUCCUAUCUAAAUUUGUGGCUGUCUUGCUCAGAGAUGCUCAAUUGCCGAAUUGUGUCAAACAGAAAUUACCCAGCUGCCAAGGCUGCUCCACACAACAAAAAAUAAAUGUAUUUAAAAAGAAAUUGUUUUAAACAAUUGUCAGGUCUUCUGCAAAGCAACUUAUUAAAAUUCUGAAUUACUGAAUGAGUUAAAUUGUGUUUAAACUGUUACGGAUACAGCAAGCAGAUUUUGACUACUUGGUGUCGGGAAUUACCCUACAGAGCAAACUACAAGUCUAGAGGGGUGUUGCCCCUUUGAGAACUCAUGGGUGAAUAAAAUGUUGCUGUGUAAACAGACAUCUGAAGAUUUUCUGUUUCAAUGUCAUUUAUGUUUUUAAAAAAAGUACCAAUAUGACAAUUUGUAAAUGUUUACAUCAUGAUUUAUACAAUUUAUUUAAACAUUUUAAUAAAGUUAUUUUUGAGA